AAUUUAAUUGAAAGUGUACUUUUUAACCUAACUGAGUGGGACAUUUUACAUUUCAAAAAUCAGCUCUUUGUUUAGCUCUACUAAAAGGUUGGUAAUGUCUCCCGACGUCUGGCUAUCUACAGAUGAGGGGAACUCUCCGGACUCCCUUGUGUAUUUCUUGAGUGGAGCUUUAGCUGUCACUACCUUAACUGUAUUGGGGUGGCGUGAGAAAUAAAACUAGCCAUUCAGAGUAAGCAGAUGGAAAGUGAUAUUCUUUUUCUUCGUUAUUCUUCGAUUUAAUGUCAUCAUUUGUUUCUUCACAACAGCACAUAUAACAAGAACAAGUUUCUGACUCUUCGACUGUAUCUUCUUUUUGUAUAAAAGGCAUUCAUUUUGAUGAUACGAUUUUAGAUUUAGUGACACUGUGAGGAGACUUGACACACCUUUCACCAUGUGAUGCUUCUUACGGAACAAAAUUGACACUGUAGGCGUUACUGAACAUGUGAUCAUUGUUGUCUGGUUGGCCACUCGACACAGCCCAGUCUGUGAGGAGUGGAAAAUCUAUCAAGGUGCUUUUCAUUCCACACGGCAAUUUCUUCAUGAUGACAUCUCCAAAGUUUGUUUUCUAUCUGACAUGUCUGUUCGUGGGAGAAAUGGCUCAAAUGAGUAAUCUGAAAAAGUCCACGGUGGCGCGUCAAGAGAGUGGCUUUAUAUCAGCUAAUGUUGGUGACGACUUGACUUUACAAUGUUUCUAUGAGGAUUUUGCUGCAAAGUAUCAUUGGUAUAAGCAAACUCUCGGACAGAAGCCAAGGCGUAUCUCCAUUACCUACAUGUAUGAUAAAAAUGGCACUUUUUAUCAUGAAUUCAAAAACAGUCCACGCUUCACACUGCAAACUAAAGCUGGUGAGAAUCACUUAAAAAUUUCAGAUGUACAAAUUUCAGACUCUGCUACUUACUACUGUGUAAGCAGUUCUUCAUUUUUGUUUGAGUUUGGGGCGGGCACUAUUGUCAGCAUAAAGGGUUCAGGUUUGAACAUCCCAGUUUCGGUCCAUCAGUCAGCAUCUGAGACCAUCCAGCCAGGAGGCUCUGUGACUCUGAACUGUACAGUACACACUGGGACCUGUGAUGGAGAACACAGUGUUUACUGGUUCAAAACCUCUGAAGAAUCUCAUCCAGGACUCAUUUACACCCAUGGAGGCAGGAAUGAUCAGUGUGAGAGGAAACCCGACACACAAACACACACCUGUGUGUACAACUUGCCAAUGCAGAGCCUGGAUCUUUCUCAUGCUGGGACCUACUACUGUGCUGUUGCCUCAUGUGGACACAUACUGUUUGGAAAUGGGACCAAGCUGGACGUUUUAGAUGAGGUGGACUCUUCUGUCUUGGUGUAUUUCUUGAGUGGAGCUUUGGCAUUCACCACCAUCCUGGUUGUUUUACUGACUGUCUCAAUGUACAAGAUGAACAACAGCUACAAAGCUUCAGAGUCUCAAGCAAGAUCUGCUCCAUCCACAGCACACGCAGAGGGUCACCAAGAAGCAGACAACCUCCAUUAUGCUGCUUUAAAUGUUAACACCGCCUACAGAUCAAGAAGACAGAGAGACAACACCCAGAAUGAAUGUGUGUACUCCAGAGUGAAGCAGCAGAACUGCUGAAUGUGACACCUGUACUUUCUUUGAGAAUAAAAUGGUGUCUGUCUUUUGAGGUGUAACAUUAUGAAGAUAAAAUCUCUGUGCUUUGGUAACGUUUGAGACCCUCUACUUUCUUUGUCGUUUUUUCUGGGGUUUUAAGCAGGAUAUCUUCACAGUCGUACUUUUUGGUUGAUUGAUGUUGCACAAGUGACUCAUGGACUUUGAGAAUUAUUAAAAUAUGUCUUGGACUUGGACUCAUAUACUAAAUUUUCGUCCAAAUGAUUUAUGUGCAUUUUGUAUGAGAGAUAAAAUAAACCAAAUAUGACUUUGAAA
Messenger RNA from Dicentrarchus labrax (European seabass), 1940 nucleotides. RefSeq lists its product as uncharacterized. The record is from RefSeq and is a predicted model, not a curated record. The transcript has 5 exons. Bases 579 to 1631 code for a protein of 350 amino acids. Lineage: Eukaryota; Metazoa; Chordata; Actinopteri; Moronidae. Gene Ontology annotation, biological process: response to bacterium.